This is a messenger RNA of Trypanosoma conorhini, 1449 nucleotides long. RefSeq names its product flagella associated protein. The transcript has a single exon. Bases 1 to 1449 code for a protein of 482 amino acids. The record is from RefSeq and is a predicted model, not a curated record. Lineage: Eukaryota; Euglenozoa; Kinetoplastea; Trypanosomatida; Trypanosomatidae.
AUGGCCAACAUGAUGGCGCGGCUCAGCGGUGGUGUCUUUCCACCGCGGCGCCCCGGGCAGACCGACGGAGACCUCCGCAAGGAACUCAACGAGCGCAAGGCGCCGCGUGACUCGACGAUUCUCACCCGCACCGAGCUGGACAUCGUGCGCGACAUGAUUGCCGGGAAGACGGUGAUGUCGUCGCCGCUUCAAAGCACCGUGCGCACCCGCACCGCCGCCGCAAUGGAGCGCAAGCAGCGCAUGCAGGAGUACGACGCCAAACACCGCCUGCACGGCGGCGAGGAUAAGACGCUCGACGACAUUGAGGAGGAGCAGCAGCAGCGACUUCACCUGGAGCGGGCGAAGAACCUCAUCGACGAGCAGUUCGAGGAAGUGCGGGCGAUGAACCAAAUUGUGAUGGAGGCAAAGUGCCUCGCCAUCCGCAACGCGCAGCUGAUGGAGAAGAAGCGCGGCAAGGAAGCGGAGCGCAAGCAGGAGGAGGAGCUGGAUCAGAUGAUGGUGCUUGAGUCCAAGCGGGCGCAGCGCCUGUACGAGGAGCGGGAGCGGGAGCAGGUGGAGGGCCGCAAGAAGAACCUCGCGGUGAUCCGGGCGCAGCUAGAAGAGCGGGAGAUCGACCGAAUUCGAAAGCUCGAGGCCCACCAGCAGGAGCAGGAGGCGAUGACGCGCCACAUUGAGCGGCUGCGGGAGGAGGAGGCCGCGGAGAAGCUGCGCAGGCAAGAGGCCGCGCGUCGCCUCAUGGAGGACGCCGCGCUUUCCAACGCGGAGCAGAUCAAGCUUAAGAAGCGGCAGCAGGAGCUGGAGCUAGAGGAGGAGAGGCAGGUAUUGGAGUACAUCAAGGCGAAGGAGGAGCGGGAGCGGCGCUUCGCGGAGGAGCAGCAGCGCAUCCGCGACGAAAAGGAGCGGGAGGUUGCCAGGCUGCGGGCGCAGCAGCAGCGGGUGCAGGACAAGCAGGCCGAGUUGGAUGAAAUUCGCGCCAAACGCGCCCAGGAGGCACAUGCGCGAGAGACGCGGCGCAAGGAGAAGGAGCGCAAGGAGAACGAGCGGGCCAUCCUGCAAGAAUUGGCACGCGUCCGCGAGCAGCAGAUGGAGGAGCGCAAGCGAAUCAAGGCGGAGCAGCACCAGCAGGAGCUGGAGGAGCUGGAGCACAUCGUCGCUGUGCAGAAACUUGCGCUUGAGAAGGACCGGGAGCGGAAGGCGCGGGCGCGGCAUCUGCACGAGGAGAACUCCCUGGCCGUGCUCAAGCAGAUCAUGGAGGUGGAGGAGCGCCGUCGCCGCGAACGUCACGAGCACGUGGCGGAGGGCAACAACCUCUUGAUGCAGAUGCGGGACCGCGAGGCGGCUAUCGAGGCCAUCCGUCAGCGGAAACUUGCCGAGUUAGAGGAGCUAGGUGUGCCCGAGGAGUACACAAAGGCGCUGACGAAGAAAAUCAAGGUGCGGGGCGCUCCGUGA